GUAAAAGGGACUUACCCUUCUCAUCUUCAACCUCUUGGAUCCCAACGCCAAAACACAGCACGCUCUGGUCGCGCGUUGCUAGAGACUGCACUCCAACAUGGAGCCCUUCUCAUUCGUCAGUUCCGACUCCCUAGAAUACCCUGUGAGCAUUCGAGUAAUCAACCUCGAGGGUGUCGAGGCUCCGCUCCGGUUUUCCACUCUUCUUGAGCACCCCGAACUCCGGCAUAUCGGGUCCAACCAAAGUCCCCACUCAGAUCUCUAUAUCACGGUCCAGGUGUGGGCCGGAUCCAAGCCGUUGACCGUCCCGGUCCAAACCGCUUACAAGUCUUUCCGGACCGAGAGACGCUGGAACGAGUGGCUCACGCUCCCCAUCACCUACUCAACCUUACCCCAGAACUCGCGCCUCGCCAUUACCAUCUGGGACCUGUCCCCGACCGGAGGCCAGGGCGCACAGGGGCACGCGAUCCCCUUUGGCGGCACAACGCUUGCGCUUUUUGAUAAGGACAAUCAGCUUCUCAAGGGCCGUCAAAAGUGUCGUGUCUACAGGCACAGACAGGCCGACGGCAACGAUGACACCAAAACCCCCGCCGUCCUUGCUAAGAGGAAGGCGAGGAAAGGGGAGCCCGAGGCAAGGGAGGUUGACGAACUAGAUCGCAUGGAGAAACUGUUUAAGAAGCAUGAGAUGGGCGAGAUCCCCCGUGUCGACUGGCUCGACCAACUCGUCUUCCGAGGUUUUGAGAAGCGCGGCCUGCAGUCCGUCAAGACAUCUCUAAAGGCAGCCCAACAAGCCAAGGUCGGGCAAAUCGAUGGCUUGAAUGGUGGUGAUGACGCUGGGUCUGCGCCAGAACCGUCAAGCUUUGUCCUGAACGUUGAGCUCCCAAGGUUCGACUUUCCGGUUGUCUUCGCCGACCACCAGUACCCGCCUCCACCUGUCUCGUCCUAUCUACAACUUUCGUCGUCCCAAUCAAACGUCAUCCUCAAGCCGCCGCCUGAGGUUCAGUUAGGUCCGGGCAUCAACGCGAUGGAUGAUGAUGAGAGCUAUGGUGGACGCUUGAUCCGUGUCUACGACCCGGAAGUCUCUGCGAAGGAUAACCCGGCAGAAAGCAAGCACCGGAGGCUUGUCCGCAGUCAGCAUCGGAAUGGCAUUCUGGACAAGGACCUGAAACCGAACGCCAAGGUCCGAGACGAACUGAACAUGAUUAUGGCGUAUUCGCCAACCCACAUGCUGUCGCCCGAAGAAAAGGAUCUCAUUUGGAAGUUCCGCCAUCAUCUGACGCGCGACAAGAAAGCUCUCACCAAGUUUGCCAAGUCGGUCAAUUGGCAAGACCAGUCAGAGUCGAGGCAAGCAGCGCAGAUCCUCGGGAAGUGGACCGACAUCGACGUCGACGACGCGCUGGAACUGCUGGGCCCCACUUUCGAUAACCCGGCCGUGAGAGCCUUUGCUGUCGACCGCCUACGCAAGGCCGAUGACCAAGAGCUCCAGCUGUACCUGCUGCAGCUGGUCCAAGCCCUCAAGUACGAACACAUCUCGCCCCAGCCUGAUCAUGAGAUAAUCCAGGACUCCUCCUUGGCUCGCUUCCUCAUCUCGAGAGCCGCCGACAACUUUACGCUUGGAAACUACUUCUGGUGGUACGUGAUGGUGGAGUGUGAUGACAAGUCGCAGGACCAAGGACCGGUGAACCAGGCCAUCUACGAGAAAAUCGCAUAUGACUUCAUGACUGAGCUUGUCAAGAGGCCAGGCGGCGAGGAGAGCCGAAGGAAUCUGAAGAGACAGGGCGAGUGGAUCUUGGUUCUCUCCAAAAUAUCCGGCGAGAUCAAGGAGUCGAAUGAAUCCAUCGCCAAGAGGACGGAACGCGUGAAGCACUUCUUGGCCGAUCCCAAAAAUGAGCUCGUCACCAUCGAUCCGCCACUCCCGCUGCCUCUUGACCCAACAGUAGAGAUUAUCGGCGUUGUGCCGGAAAGCACAGUGGUCUUCAAAUCUUCGCUGCACCCAAUCAAGGUCUCCUUCAAGACCACCGCUGGCGGCGAAUAUUCCAUCAUCUUCAAGACGGGCGAUGACUUGCGCCAGGACCAAUUGGUAAUCCAGAUCAUCACGCUUAUGGAUGAGCUACUCAAGAAGGAGAAUCUUGACCUCAAGCUUUCUCCGUACAAAAUCCUGGCCACCAGCACGACCGCAGGGUUGUCGCAGUUUGUCCGCUCCGCGAGCUUUCAAGCCAUCUCGUCCAAGUACCGCAACAACCCGGCGCUCGCCUAUCUCAAACAAAACAAUCCCGACAGCCAGGGUCCCAUGGGCCUGCGAAAAGAAGCCCUGGACACGUUCGUCAAAUCCUGCGCCGGCUACUGCGUCAUCACCUACAUUCUCGGCGUCGGCGACAGGCACCUGGAUAACCUCCUCCUCACCCCGCACGGCCACUUCUUCCACGCCGACUUUGGCUAUAUCCUGGGCCGCGAUCCGAAACCGUUCGCGCCGGCUAUGAAGCUUUCCAAGGAGAUGGUCGACUGCAUGGGCGGCUCCAAUUCGGAGCACUACCGCCAGUUCAAGCAGUACUGCUUCCUGGCGUACAGCGCGCUGCGCAAGAACUGCAAUCUGAUUCUCAAUCUGUUCACCCUCAUGGCCGACGCGAACAUCCCGGACAUCAAGCUCGAGCCGGACAAGGCGGUCCUCAAAGUCAAGGAGCGAUUCCACUUGGAGCUGGAUGAGGAGGAGGCCAUUCGCCAUCUGGAGAGGAUCAUGGACGACAACCUCAAUGCAUUGGUGCCGGUCGUGAUUGAUAAAUUGCAUGAGUUGGUGCAGGCUUUCCGGGCUUGAAGCCAUUUGGUCCGCGUUUAGGGGCGUUACGAGGUCAUUUGGUUGUAGGGUAGUUUUUGAGCGUACUGUGUGAUUUGGUUAUUCGGUAUGGAUGCCUCAAUGCGUUCUAAUGCGCUGUCUCUGCAGGCGCUCUUGGUGUUGUACGGGGUUCUGGGUUGAUGGCUGAAGCGGCCUUUUCCUGGAAAGCGGGUUACACAGAAAGCGAUUGAUACCGGAACCAUAAAUCUUCACAGUCUAUCACAUCUGUGUCCUGCGACAUGCACAGACAUGACUAUAUGUCUGCACCAUCUAUGUGUC
Molecule: messenger RNA, 3106 nt
Organism: Parathielavia appendiculata
Lineage: Eukaryota; Fungi; Ascomycota; Sordariomycetes; Sordariales; Chaetomiaceae
Product: phosphatidylinositol 3-kinase
Exons: 3
Coding region: 98-2809 (903 amino acids)
Biological process (GO): autophagosome assembly; phosphatidylinositol-mediated signaling; autophagy of peroxisome
Cellular component (GO): cytoplasm; endosome; phosphatidylinositol 3-kinase complex, class III, type I
Molecular function (GO): 1-phosphatidylinositol-3-kinase activity
Source: RefSeq, a predicted model, not a curated record